AGGGGUAAAGAGGGGAUAUGAAAUAGGGAUCUGGUGAGGGUGGAGGCGAGGGUUGGUUCAUUUGAUCUGCGAGUGGAGAAGAGAAUCGUGAUGGGAGGAGGACACGGUCACGGCACCACCUACAAAGGAGUUACCGUUCAUCACCCAAAGCGCUGGCACACUAUCACCGGCAAGGGUUUGUGCGCGGUCAUGUGGUUUUGGGUAUUCUACAGGGCAAAGCAAGACGGUCCUGUUGUAUUGGGCUGGAGGCAUCCUUGGGAGGGUCAUCACGAUGAUCAUGGCAAGGGCCAUUAAGCAUUCCUUAGGCAUGAGCUCCAAGAACAGGAAGAACAGAAUUUGAAGUGUCUGUUGCUGUGGGUGUGCUGUUAGUUGAAAUGUUUACUUUGAUCAAUUCAAUAAAUUUGGCUGUAAAAUAAGAGAUUUCUUUUUGCGUGGUUUCAUGAGCAUUAGAUAUGAUUGUGCAUGUUACCUGUUAACUGGGAUCAAAGUCAUGUCUAUGUUUGGUUGGAUUAUUAACCAUUUCGUCGCUUUUCUUAGAAAUUUAUGGGAGUUGACUCAAUGUGUGUGUCAACUAUGAUAGACGUGUGUCCGCCAGUUAACAAAAUGUUGUAGUGCUCUCCGUUUGUGCUAACCUAUGCUUAAUUGUUUUAAUGGGAGCAUAAUUUGUUCACCAAAUAAUAUGGAUUUUUAAAUGUA
Glycine soja is the source of this 696-nucleotide messenger RNA. RefSeq names its product NADH dehydrogenase [ubiquinone] 1 beta subcomplex subunit 2-like. NCBI's taxonomy places the organism in Eukaryota, Viridiplantae, Streptophyta, Magnoliopsida, Fabales, Fabaceae. The coding region runs from base 91 to 294 and encodes 67 amino acids. The transcript has 4 exons. The record is from RefSeq and is a predicted model, not a curated record. Gene Ontology annotation, cellular component: mitochondrial inner membrane.